UUUGAAUUCAAACUUUGUUCAUUACUAAAGCAAAUGCAGCGCACACCCAUUCUAAGUGCCUGCCGACGCAUUCCGCUGGGUCAACCACUGGCAUUACGGAAUUUUGCCAGCAGAGCGAACCUAGCCACAGCAGGAGCACCGAUCCUUUUGGCUCGACAUGUACAGCUGGGACAGCAGCAGCAGCUACACCAAAAAUUCACUCAGCAUCGUACAUACGCAUCAAGCAGUCCCACAAUGGGCAACCUCCUGAUUGUUGGCAGCGUAGUAGGCAUGUUUGGAUACAUUGUAUACGUUCUGUACGACAAUAUGUUUGCCGAACAUGGCGUCACGCGUGUCUAUAACGAGAGCCUUGACUUGGUCCGUGCCAACCCAGAGAUCACUGGGUUGCUCGGCACCAGCGCCAGCGCCAGCGCUCGAUUCGCUCAUCGUGAGUUUGUUGACCCGCAGGGCCGCAAGCGUAUGACGAUGAAGUACUAUGUCGAAGAUGCCCACCAUGUCACACCCUACCUGGGAGUGGUCAAGAAGCAGAACGGGACGGUGGGCGGCGAGCCAAUCGGUCGAGUCGAGGUCUUGCUUACUGAGGAGUUUGCAAAGGAGGUGCGCGAGUUCCAGAACAAGGCGCGGAACCGCAGGUUCUCCACCGACACCAAAGGCAGCAGCGACGGCUCAUGGUUUAGUGUCCUGCACCCAUCCAACUGGCGUCAGUGAGCAAUAAAAUUAGUGUCAAUUCGUAGGCGGUACAACUUGCUGGUGAUUAAUAUAAGGGGAGUGUUCUUCCA
This is a messenger RNA of Linderina pennispora, 779 nucleotides long. RefSeq lists its product as uncharacterized. The coding region runs from base 34 to 708 and encodes 224 amino acids. Gene Ontology annotation, cellular component: TIM23 mitochondrial import inner membrane translocase complex. NCBI's taxonomy places the organism in Eukaryota, Fungi, Kickxellomycota, Kickxellomycetes, Kickxellales, Kickxellaceae. The record is from RefSeq and is a predicted model, not a curated record. The transcript is spliced from 4 exons. Gene Ontology annotation, biological process: protein import into mitochondrial matrix.